This is a messenger RNA of Saccostrea cuccullata (small rock oyster), 2516 nucleotides long. RefSeq lists its product as uncharacterized. The coding region runs from base 298 to 1947 and encodes 549 amino acids. Lineage: Eukaryota; Metazoa; Mollusca; Bivalvia; Ostreida; Ostreidae. Gene Ontology annotation, cellular component: cytoplasm. The record is from RefSeq and is a predicted model, not a curated record. The transcript has 7 exons. Gene Ontology annotation, biological process: protein refolding.
CAUGAAAAUUGUGUGACCAUGAUUAUGGGCGAUGUGCACAAUCUACGACUUGCAUUUUGAACCAAGUUCAGACACUCACAGUUACUUGCUCUUGAUCUGUUGAUGUCCAUACGUUCCCGCCAUGUGUCAUGCAAAAUUAACGAUGUUUUUCAAGAACAUCUUCAUAACCUCGGAUGUGUAAUUUCGACUCCAGUUUUGUUUUUUUUUAACGAUAUAUUGGUUUUGGUGUUUUGGAUUAGAAAUACUUGUAAUCAUUUAUUUUAAAUUAUAAAAACAAAAGAUGAUAGGAAUGAACUGAUGAAAAUGAAAGUAGGAUUUUUCGAUACGGUUUUUAUUGUGCAGAUUUGUUUAUUUCUCUGUUUUAAUCCUGACGAAACAGACUAUUAUUAUGUGCUCAAUGUGAAAAGAUCUGCAAGCCAAGCGGCAAUUAAUCAGGCAUACAAAGCUUUAUCACGUAAACUCCAUCCAGACAAAAACAAGUGUGACCCACUAGCCAAUGAGAAAACAAUUUUGUUAAAUACAGCUUCUGAGUUUCUUAGAGAUAAAAGAAAACGCAGCGAAUACAACAGAAGAUACCCAAAGGCUGGGCUUAAAUACACAACUUGGCCCUAUGACUGGGAACUUCAGGAUUGCUCAGGAAAAACUAUGGAUGCUGGCUUCAAAAAUUACAUAAGGAAUAAUGCUGUUAUUGGAGUGCAAUGGGUUUUAGGAAUUGCAGGAAAUGUUAGGUUUAUCAUGAGAGGUAUUAAGCUCAGUAGCUUUGAAUAUGGAACCAUUUUAGCUGUGACAGCCUCCUUUGUAAGCACGAGUCCGGUGAUCCUGUUUAUCUUGCUGUGGAUAUUCGUGGUUGAUAGACUACAUCUUAUUCUGAUGGUUUGGAUGUCAGAAAAGUUCAUCAAAAAUAUCAGGAAGAAGUAUUUGCCAUACCUUAUUCUGAUGUGGAUUAUAUAUCUCAGUACACUGGGCCAGUAUGACAAUCAGCUAUUUGAGCUUGGCCUCAGUUUCCAGACAGUAAAUUACCUCUCCCACUUCUCCAACUUGUUGAUCAUCUACAUCACAGCAUCAAUCCUUGUCACCAGCCACAUCUUCCUAAAAUACCAGCUACACCAAAAUCAUUACGUCCAAUAUACCCUGUAUUUUUUACAACAGGCAUUGGCAUUUAAUUUUUUGUCAGAGAACUUGCCAAAUGAAGAAGAUUUAGAUGGAUUAUUAGUAUACCAUCUGAUGAUAAUUCUAAUUUCUUACCUUUUUUCCACAUAUGUAUGGCUUUAUAUCAGAUCAACACUUCAUGACUUGUGCACAUUUAGCAGAGGAUUUUUAGAGAGGAAAUCAGCAUUCAUUUUAAACCCAUUAAAAAAAUUUAUUCGAGUUAUUAUCAGAAAGUUAGGCUGCAUUCCGGUGAACUCAACAAUGUGGGUGCUAUGUGUUCAGGUCCUUCAAGAAAUAUGGUCCAAGUGUAAUCACGUCUGUCAUCUAAUGUGGACUAAAUGUGUUCAGACCACUACAGAAAUGAAGAUGAAAUGUGUUCAGACUUUCCGUCGUCUUCCUCACCUUGCCAGUUUUUGUGGGAAGUACAUCUGUCACAGACUAAAGACAUGGACUCUGUUUAUUUUGUCAACAGAACUCCCAUACUUAAAAACCAAAAUCUUUCAGCUGUGCAGGUCGAAUCAUGGAACAGUACAAAACCGACAGUUAUUAUCUAAGGCGGAGUAUGUGAUGGAGGGGCGUUUCUACACACUUGCCCAACUAAAUCAGCUUCGUCACGACUGCCUGGAGAUGAAGGUCAAUGCCUGGAGAAUGGCUAAUGCACUCACCAAUGUUCAGAGAUUUAGCAACUUUGUCCUGGGUGAAAAUCAUGUGACUGCUGCAGAAAUAGAGGAGCAUCAUCGUAGUUGUCGGAUUUAUCCUCAAUCUGCAGACUCGGAAUCCUCAUCAGAAAGUGAAUAGAUUUAAAAAAAUGUCUUCCUGUAAAAUGUCUUCUAGUCUCUAAUACAGCAUUGUUUUUUUUAUUUAGAAUAGUAUAACUGCAGUUGAUUUUUUUUUCGGAAUGAAUUGCUUUUGCUUUGUUUACUAGUCCAAGAUGUAUGUUCAUAUACUCAGAUGUGAUUUUACAAGUUUUCUACAUGUGGCACCCGUAUUACUGUUGUUAUAUAUGUUUUGUAUAAAUAUUUUAUUGUUCAUGAAGAAUGUUUUCAUUUUGUUUUACAUAUUAGUAACUUAAAAACUGAUCAAGUAUGAGAGGGCUCUGCUAAGGGCAGUUUAAGGACAUAGAAGGUACACAUUCAAGCAUCAGAAAAAGUGAUACAGCUCAUAACUUAUAACAGCCUUUCUCUUCAGUGCAAAAUUUGGGAGAUAAAUGCAUUAUAAACUGAAUUAUCAUCACAAGAAGUUUCAAGGAUAUAUAUUUUCACAGAGAUACAGACAAAGCAAAAUACCUUUAAAAUGAAUUCUGUAACCUAGGUCUCUUGCUCUAAUGUCAAAAUAUGUCAAUGUAAAAGUGUAAAAGGACAUGGUAC